AUGAAUCCUGUUUCCCUGUUGUUGCUCUUUGUCCUUUCGGUGGCGUUCUUUUUGAAAAGGGGCAAUUUCUGGAACACCAGCAAGAAAAAUCUCCCACCAGGACCGAGGCCAUGGCCCCUCAUUGGAAACCUCCACCUCGUGGAUCUCAAGAGGCCUUACAGAACCCUGUCCCAGUUAUCGAAGCAGUACGGUCCUGUCUUCAGCAUCCAAAUGGGAGUCCAGAAAAUGGUUGUCCUGACGGGCUACGAGACUGUGAAGGAGGCUUUGGUGAACCAGGCAGAUGCCUUUGCCGGCAGGCCCAUCAUCCCAAUCAUUGAACGUACUCUGAAAAGCUAUGGGGUUGUUUUUUCUCACGGUGAGAACUGGAAGGUGAUGCGACGGUUCAUGUUAACCACACUGCGUGACUAUGGAAUGGGCAGGAAGACCACAGAGGACAGGAUUGUUGAAGAAUGCCAUUUCCUAAUACAGAAAUUUGAAUCCUACAAAGGAAAGCCAUUUGAGACCACUGUAAUCAUGAACGCUGCUGUCGCCAACGUUAUAGUGUUCAUAUUACUCGGCAAGCGCUAUGACUAUGAGGAUCCCACUUUUGUGAGACUACUGAACUUGGUCAAUGAAAAUAUCCGGCUUGCCGGAAGUCCCUCGGUCACGCUGUUCAACAUGUUUCCUGCUCUGGGCUUUCUUUCUGGUGGUCUCAACACUGUCCUUAAGAACAGGAAAGAGUUGCGUGCCUUCAUACAGGCCACCUUCAUCGAACACCUCAAACAUCUGGAUUUGAAUGACCAGAGGAGCUUUAUUGAUUCUUUUCUAAUCCAACAGCAAGAGGAGAAAAAGAAGAGCAAGAGUAAUGAGUUUUUCCAUAAUGAAAACCUAUUGGCUGUUGUGAACAACUUAUUUGGUGCUGGAAUGGAGACCACUUCGACUACCUUGCGUUGGGGCCUAUUGCUGAUGAUGAAGUACCCCGAAAUUCAGAAUAAGGUCCAAGAAGAAAUUACAAAGGUGAUUGGGUCUGCUCAGCCUCAGAUUGAACACCGAUCGAAACUGCCGUAUACAGAGGCGGUAAUCCAUGAAGUCCAGAGGUUUGGUAACAUUGUCCCUAUGAAUUUGCCACACGCCACCACUGUGGACGUCACUCUGAAUGGCUAUUUCAUUCCAAAGGGCACGCAUAUCGUUCCAUUACUGUACUCCGUGCUGUGCGAUGAAUCUCAGUGGGAAAAACCACAUCAAUUCUAUCCGGAGCACUUCCUCGAUCCCGAAGGAAAGUUUGUCAAGAGAGACGCCUUCCUGCCUUUCUCUGCCGGGCGGCGAGUGUGUGCUGGUGAGACCCUGGCCAAAAUGGAGCUCUUCCUCUUCUUUACGAGUCUCCUGCAGAGAUUCACCUUCCAGCCAGCCCCUGGGAUGUCUAAAGAAGACCUGGACCUGACCCCUGCAGUUGGGCUCACGACACCUCCGAUGGCCUACGAUUUGUGUGCUUUGCCACGUUCUUAA
Gekko japonicus is the source of this 1485-nucleotide messenger RNA. Its product is annotated as cytochrome P450 2K4-like. The transcript is spliced from 9 exons. NCBI's taxonomy places the organism in Eukaryota, Metazoa, Chordata, Lepidosauria, Squamata, Gekkonidae. The record is from RefSeq and is a predicted model, not a curated record. Gene Ontology annotation, biological process: xenobiotic metabolic process. Gene Ontology annotation, cellular component: cytoplasm; intracellular membrane-bounded organelle. Bases 1 to 1485 code for a protein of 494 amino acids. Gene Ontology annotation, molecular function: iron ion binding; oxidoreductase activity, acting on paired donors, with incorporation or reduction of molecular oxygen, reduced flavin or flavoprotein as one donor, and incorporation of one atom of oxygen; heme binding.